GACCGACUUGAAUGUAUUUCCUGAAGUUAUGAGAUCUACUGUAUCAUAUUCUGAUGGUAGCUCGAGGGUCCGGUCGCAGACGGGUAAGGACCACGUUCACCGUGAUCCAGCUGGAGGAGCUGGAGAGAGUUUUUCAGGAAACACAUUAUCCUGACGUUCACACCAGAGACCAGCUCGCCUGUCGAACGCAGCUGUCUGAGGGAAGAGUUCAGAUCUGGUUCCAGAACCGGCGGGCGAAGUGGAGACGCAGUGAAGCUAAAGCAGCACACACACCUCUGACAGUGCUGAGAGAUGCAGAACACACUCACCUCCAGACUCCUGUCCUCUGGGUUCACGUAAAUACUUUCAUUCACCUCCAUCACAAUCACCGCAUCCUCUGCAGUGACUGGACUCAUCUCCCCAAAAACACUGCGGACAAAGGGCAAAGAAAUUUCAUUGAGAUUUCAAAAAACAUAUUUACAAACUAA
Molecule: messenger RNA, 467 nt
Organism: Carassius auratus (goldfish)
Lineage: Eukaryota; Metazoa; Chordata; Actinopteri; Cypriniformes; Cyprinidae
Product: diencephalon/mesencephalon homeobox protein 1-like
Exons: 2
Coding region: 54-467 (137 amino acids)
Biological process (GO): regulation of transcription by RNA polymerase II
Molecular function (GO): RNA polymerase II transcription regulatory region sequence-specific DNA binding; DNA-binding transcription factor activity, RNA polymerase II-specific
Source: RefSeq, a predicted model, not a curated record